Molecule: messenger RNA, 2574 nt
Organism: Oxyura jamaicensis (ruddy duck)
Lineage: Eukaryota; Metazoa; Chordata; Aves; Anseriformes; Anatidae
Product: neuropeptide Y receptor type 6-like
Exons: 4
Coding region: 1251-2375 (374 amino acids)
Biological process (GO): G protein-coupled receptor signaling pathway
Cellular component (GO): neuron projection; plasma membrane
Molecular function (GO): neuropeptide binding; neuropeptide Y receptor activity
Source: RefSeq, a predicted model, not a curated record
CCACACAAACUCUGGCCCAUCUCCUAUUGCCUCCACUUUUCCUAGCUCUGGAGAGCCCCAGGCUAGGUCAGCGUAAGGGACCGGGAUAAUGGGGGCUAUGGGCACCUAGGCAGGAAUUGAAGAGUGCAAAAUCAAUACACCAAAUUCCACGUCCCAAGAAAGACCGGUUCAUUUCCUGCUCCAUAAACAUCCACACUCAACAUUUACUAGGCAAACGCUGAACGCUAAUGUUUAUGAACAACUGACUAUAUAAAGUAUGGACUUUUACUGGAAAAAGAGGAAGAAUAAUCCCUUUUUCAACACGUCUCAGUGCAAUGUGUCAGGCUUUGCUUUUCAGGAAGAUUUUUACAACUGGAGUAAAAUUUAAAAUAGGAAUUUAGAGUGAAAAAUAUGACUAACUUAAUUGCAAUAGAUUAAUAGGAUGUGCAUGCUCUAAGAAGCUUACUGUAUUUUCAUAUCUGUCAGUUAAAAAAGCAAUAAGCCAUCUGCAAAUGUUUAUGUAUGAAAUCCAUUGUAGGGAAAACAUUUGCACUACAGAGCAGAUAAGAUAAUUGAAAAUGAAAUUGCAAGAUAAGGUGUUUGACAGGGCGGAGGGAGCAGCACAGUGGAGGAAAAACCAUCCCCAUGACUACUGGGCUUUUCUCCUCCCUGCUCAGUGCUGUUUGCCUCUUCUUGGAUUCCAGAGCUUGUUUUAUUCCUCAGCAGCCCUUCCGCAGCCUGGCGGAUUCAAGCACAGUUGGAAAUUGUGGGACUGUGGUUUGUUUCAGAAAAAGAAGAAAGGAGAGUUUAAGUAGAGCUUUAGCAGCAGAUGGCUCUGCUUUGGAUCCUCUUAAACACAAAGGAAAUCUGUUUGCUGGCUUUGUAAUUAACUCGAAAAGGGAAAAGAAAUUUUGUUAAAGACAGUGUGGAUAUGACUUGAAUUUUUCAUCAGGGCUCACAACGCUUCAGUGUUUAAGACUAGGGGUGACGAAUGACCUCCUUCCUGCCAGCUCUCCAGUAACUCCUACUUCAAAACGGAAUUAUGGUUGGAAACAUGGUCUCUUUCUAGCCAGAAAGCUGAAUUCUUCAAUGCCGUAAGUAUUUAUAACAGAUUUGCUCAAACCUUCAAGGAGACCAAACACAAAGGUAGAAUCAUGGUAAUCCCUGCCUUGGAAAGCUCCAAGCAAAACACCUGAGUUUUAAGGGAAGGGACAUGCUCAUAGAUGCAAAAUCUUCAUGGCUAAGUUUUGGCAUACUCUGGGAGAUGCUUCAUGAUGGAUAAAGCCGUUCAGCAUCCUAGUGAGAUUUUAUCUAAUAGGACUAUCUCAAACAGCAGCUAUUCCCAGUUUUUUAACUUUGAUACGUGCCAACCUUCCUUCCCUGUGGUAUUCUUGCUUAUUACAGCCUACACAGUGGUUACAACAGUGGGGCUUUUUGGAAACCUUUGCCUGAUUGUUAUAAUAAAGAGACAGAAAGAAGUUCAAAAUGUUACAAACAUUCUGAUUGCCAACCUCUCUUUAUCAGAUGUCUUGAUCUGCAUCAUGUGUAUUCCCGUCACAGUUGCCUAUACUUUAAUGGACUACUGGAUAUUUGGGGAAGCUAUGUGUAAAAUAAGCUCCUUCAUACAAAGUAUAUCUGUCACAGUCUCCAUUUUCUCACUUGUCCUGAUUGCUGUCGAGAGGUAUCAGUUAAUUGUGAAUCCACGUGGCUGGAAGCCUAACAUUUCACAUGCCUACUGGGGAAUUCUUUUCAUCUGGGUUCUUUCCCUUGUAAUAUCCAUUCCUUUUUUAAUAUUUCACCAAUUAACUGAUGAACCCUUCAAGCAUCUAUCUUUCCAUAGUGACUUCUAUAAGAACAAAGCUGUGUGCAUCGAAGUCUGGCCCUCUGUUACGGAACGACUGAUUUUCACCACUAGCCUGCUGGUUUUCCAGUACUGCUUCCCCCUGGGGUUUAUUUUUGUCUGCUAUCUCAAGAUAUUUGUAUGCCUCCGAAGGAGACACAGUAAAAUAGAUAGGAUGAGAGAGAAUGAGAGCAGACUGAGUGAAAACAAAAGGAUUAAUAUGAUCUUGAUAUCAAUUGUUGUGACCUUUGCAGCGUGCUGGUUGCCUCUCAAUAUAUUCAAUGUUGUUUUUGACUGGAACUAUGAGGCACUGAUGAGCUGCAAUCAUAAUCUGGCAUUUACACUGUGCCACCUUGUGGCCAUGAUCUCAACGUGUAUCAACCCCAUCUUUUAUGGGUUUCUCAACAAGAAUUUUCAGAAGGAUCUGAUAGUAUUAGUUCACCAUUGCAGAUGCUCAGCAUCACAAGAGGAAUAUGAAAACAUUGCCCUUUCAAAUCUGCACACUGAUGUAUCUAAGGGAUCUCUGAAACUAAAUACUCCCCCCGUGGAUAUCUAAAAUAAUCCUGCAGCAGUUCCCAAAAUUUUGUAUUUUGUUGCAGAUGACCUUUUUCUAUAGGUCUUGAUCCUGUUACCCCUGGAGUUAAAGGUGGUUUUUGCCAUUUAGUUCAGCAAAACUGGGAUUAUGCUCCCAAGGGCAGACUGUUAACAGGUACUUUAUGAUGGCAUUAAUGCCAAAGGAAAAAAAAAAAAAAAAG